This is a messenger RNA of Gracilinanus agilis (Agile Gracile Mouse Opossum), 3654 nucleotides long. Its product is annotated as zinc finger protein 665-like. Gene Ontology annotation, molecular function: DNA-binding transcription repressor activity, RNA polymerase II-specific. Lineage: Eukaryota; Metazoa; Chordata; Mammalia; Didelphimorphia; Didelphidae. The coding region runs from base 1 to 3126 and encodes 1041 amino acids. The record is from RefSeq and is a predicted model, not a curated record. The transcript has 5 exons. Gene Ontology annotation, biological process: negative regulation of transcription by RNA polymerase II.
AUGGUUAAUCCUGGCACCCAGCUGUGGGCCCUGAGCCCUGUGACAGCCACUUGUAGCUGGGCUUCCCUCAGUGUGCCAGGCUCAGUGCCAGGAUCACAGAUGGGGAGAAGUGGGGAGCUGGCGGGGCAGCAGAGGAAGCUCUCUCGGGUGAGCAGGGAUGUACCUGUGUUUCAGGAUUCGCUGACCUUUGAGGAUGUGGCUGUGGAAUUCACCCAGGAGGAGUGGGGGCACCUGGACUCUGCACAGAGGAACCUGUUCAGGGAUGUGAUGCUGGAGAACUAUAGGAACCUUGUCUCCCUGGGGUUGACAGUGGCCAAAUCAGAUCUCCUCUUCCUUUUGGAGAGAGGAGAAACGCCGUGGGCUCUGCAGAGGCAAGUGCCAGGAGGCAGCGCUUCAGAUUGUCCUUCUUGGGAGCCUAAGUAUGAAGCCACUGAGGAAAUCCCAGUAUGGGGUAUUUCUAUGGGAGAGUCAUCCAAGAAAAGACUCAAAAAGUCUUGGAAUUCCAAAUUGGGAGAAACUUUGGAAUGUGGUGUUGGAUCAAAGCAACAGGACAGCCACCGAAACCUCUCCAAGCAGAUGAUAAUCACGGAGAGAAAAACUACUUUAAAAGCCAGCGAAUGUGAUAUAUUUAGAAAAGGUUUUGGUGUGGAGACGGUUCUGAUUACACAAAAGAGAAUUCGCACGGGAAAAUGUUCAAGUAAAUGUGAUACACAUGAAACAAACCUCAACUCUAAUGGAAUCUUCUCUGAGAAGAAGCUUUGCAAAUCUAAAUACAGUAAGUCAUUUGGUCGCCAUUCAGAACUUAUUGAACAUUACAGAAAAUAUACUGAAGAAAAACCAUGUGAGUGUAAUAAAUGUGGGAGGUCUGUGGACAGGAGUGGAUCUCCUACUAACCAUAAGAAAAGUCAUACUGGAGAGAAACCCUUGGAAUGUACGGGAGGGCUGAAGUCUUUUAAGUGGCACAGACAUUUAACAGAAUGCAAGAGAAUUCAUCCUGGAGAGAAACCCUUUGAAUGUAAUGACUGUGGGAAGUCCUUUACGUGGAGUGGACAGCUUACGGAACACAAAAGGAUUCAUACUGGAGAGAAACCAUUUAAAUGUAGAGAAUGUGGGAAAUCCUUUAACCGUGGGGGACACCUAAGCAGACAUAAGCGGAUCCACACUGGAGAGAAACCCUUUAAAUGUAGUGAGUGUGAGAAGUGCUUUAUCCGCAACUGGCAGCUUACCACACAUAAGAGGAUUCAUACUGGAGAAAAACCCUUUGAAUGUAGUGAGUGUGGGAAAUGCUUUAUUCAGUGUGGAGACCUCACUCGACAUAAACGAAUUCAUACCGGAGUGAAACCCUUUGAAUGUAGUCAGUGUGGAAAAUCCUUUAGCUGGAAACAAGAGCUUACUGCACAUAUGAGAAUUCACACUGGAGAAAGACCCUUUGAAUAUAACGAAUGCGGGAAGUCCUUUCGUAAUAGCACAUCCCUUAUUUUGCAUCAGAGAAUUCAUACUGGAGAGAAACCUUAUGAAUGUCUUGAAUGUGGGAAAACUUUUAGCCGAAGCAUGUACCUUACUCGCCACCAGAGAAUCCAUACUAGGGAGAGACCAUAUAAAUGUAGUGAAUGUGGAAAGGCCUUCAGUCAGAUUAUGUACCUUGCUCGGCAUCAGAAAAUUCAUACUGGAGAUAGGCCCUAUCAAUGUAGUGAAUGUGGAAAGGCCUUCAGCCAGAUUUUGUACCUCACUCGACAUCAGAGAACUCAUACUGGAGAGCGACCUUAUCAAUGUAGUGAAUGUGGAAAGGCCUUCAGUCAGAUUAUGUACCUAACUCGGCAUCAGAGAAUUCAUACUGGAGAGAGACCCUACAAAUGUAGUGAAUGUGGAAAAGCCUUCAGCAACAGCUCAUCUCUUAUCGUACAUCAGAGAAUUCAUACUGGAGAGAGACCCUAUAAGUGUGAUAUAUGUGAAAAGGCCUUCAGUCAGAGAGGACACCUUACUGAACAUCAGAAAAUUCAUAACAGGGAAAAACCCUACAAAUGCACUGAAUGUGGAAAAGCCUUUAGCCAAAUUAUGUACUUUAAUCAGCACCAGAGAAUUCAUACUGGAGAAAAACCAUAUAAAUGUAAUGAAUGUGGAAAGGCCUUUAGCAAUAGCUCAACUUUUAUUGUACAUCAUAGAAUUCAUACUGGAGAAAAACCCUAUGAAUGUCUUGAAUGUGGAAAAGCCUUCAGCAAGUGCACAGGCCUUGUUCUCCAUAAAAGAAUUCAUACUGGAGAAAAACCCUAUAAAUGUAAUGUAUGUGAAAAAACUUUUAGUCGGAGGGGUCACCUUACAGAACAUCAGAAAAUUCACAAUGGAGAGAAACCCUACAAAUGUGAUGAAUGUGGAAAAAGCUUUCGACAGAGAGGACACCUUACUGAACAUCAGAGAACUCAUACUGGGGAGAAACUCUAUAAAUGUAAUGAAUGUGGCAAAGCCUUCAGUAAUAGUUCACAGCUUACUUUACAUCACAGAAUUCAUACUGGAGAGAAGCCUUAUAAAUGUAGUGAAUGUGGCAAAGCUUUCAUUAACAGCUCAUUCCUUACUCUACAUCAAAGAAUUCAUACUGGAGAAAAACCAUAUAAAUGUAAUGAAUGUGGGCAAGCCUUCCGUCAUCCAGGAAACCUCACAGAACAUCGGAAAAUUCAUACUGGGGAGAAACCCUAUACCUGUAGUGAGUGUGGAAAAUCCUUCAGUCGUAGUAUGUACCUUACUCGCCAUGAAAGAAUCCAUAGUGGAGACAAACCCUACAAAUGUUUUGAAUGUGGAAAAGCUUUCAGCCAGGGACUAUACCUUACUCGACAUCAGAGAAUUCAUACUGGGGAAAAACCAUAUAAAUGUAAUGAAUGUGGUAAGGCCUUCAACCAGUCUGCCGGUCUUAUUCAACAUCAAAUAGUUCAUACAGUAGACAAACCCUAUAAGUGUGAUGAAUGUGGAAAAACCUUCAGUCGGCAAGGAAGUGUUAUCCAACAUCAGAGAAUUCAUACUGGAGAAAAACCCUAUGUAUGUAGUGAAUGUGGAAAAGCCUUCACCCAUAGCUCAUCCCUUGCUGUACAUCAGAGAAUUCAUAUUGGUGAGAAAUCCUAUGAAUGUAAUGAAUAAUCAACAUUUUGUUGAUUCACCCUCUCCCUGCCCCGCCUCCAAUGGGGAAAGAAAAACCUGGAAAAAACUGAAAUGCUCAAAUAUUGGGUAAUCACCGAGUCGUGACAUCAACAUAAUGGAAUAAUGAGUCUCAGAAUUUCAAAGUUGAAAGAGACUCAAGAGGCAUCCAUUCCAACAACUUCGAAAAGAUCAUCCAGCAUUUCUUUAGAUCUCCAAAAAGGGAAAACCCACUACUUCCUAGGGCAGCCCAUUCCACUAUGUGAUAGCCUCUAGUCAUUAGGAAUUUAAAAUUUUUCAUUAAAUCUAAAAUUGCCUUUUUUCAACCUCUUUCCAUUACUCCUAGUUCUACCUUCUGGGUCCAAGUAGCAGAACACAUGUAACACUUUUUCCAUGAGGUAGUCCUUUAAAUACUUGAAGAUGUCUGUCAUAUGCCCCAUAAGUCUUCUAUUCUGGACCAAAUAUUCACACUUUACUUUAGUCAGUCUUCAUAUGGCAUGGACUUAAGGCUUUUUUGAUAUCCUGACUGAC